This is a messenger RNA of Gossypium raimondii (Peruvian cotton), 1243 nucleotides long. Its product is annotated as plasmodesmata-located protein 6. Gene Ontology annotation, cellular component: plasmodesma. NCBI's taxonomy places the organism in Eukaryota, Viridiplantae, Streptophyta, Magnoliopsida, Malvales, Malvaceae. The transcript is spliced from 3 exons. The coding region runs from base 157 to 1032 and encodes 291 amino acids. The record is from RefSeq and is a predicted model, not a curated record.
CUGAAUGUGAAGCUAGUGUCUUCCUUUUCUUUACGUAAAUUUCCAACAAAGCAAUAAUCGGGUUUCCAUACAUUGCUAGUGGUAGCCGCUUCUUUAAGCCAUCUCUCACUCUGCCUUCCAUAUCCUCCUUCAAUUCUCUCUCACUCUUCACCUUCCAUGGCUUUACCUACGAAAAAGGCCUCGUUUUUCCCUUUUCUUCUUCUUCUUCUUCUCGUUACGAUAUCAAUAAUCUUGGUUACCCCAUCAAACUCAGCCACUGACACCUUCGUUUUCGGUGGGUGUUCCCAGCUCAAGUUCAUUUCAGGCUCCCCUUAUGAAUAUAACGUCAACUCCAUCCUCACUUCCCUAGUCAACUCAGCCAUGUUCACCUCUUACAACAACUUCACCAUCUCAGCCUCUCAGGACACCGUCUACGGCCUCUUCCAGUGCCGCGGCGACCUCGAAAACGGUGACUGUGGCCGCUGUGUUGCUAAAGCGGUGAGUCAACUCGGCACUCUUUGCCUUGACUCCACGGGUGGCGGGUUGCAACUCGAAGGGUGUUUCGUUAAAUACGAUAACGCAACGUUCUUGGGCGUGGAGGACAAGAGUGUGGUGGUGAAAAGAUGUGGGCCGUUGAUCUCGACUGACUCCGACGCGUUGGCUCGGCGUGAUACGGUGUUGGAUUUCUUGGGAGCGAGUGACGGGACAUACAAGCCGUUUCGGGUUGCCGAGUCAGGGGAUUUACGAGGUGUGGCACAGUGUGUAGGGGAUUUGAGUCCGACCGAGUGCCAAGAUUGCUUAUCAGAGGCAAUCGGACGGCUCAAAACAGACUGUGGGGCAUCCAAGUGGGGUGACAUGUAUUUGGCUAAGUGCUACGCCCGCUACUCCCAAGGCGGAGACCACUCCCACGGCGGAGACGAUACAGAUAACGAUGAUGAUGAGAUUGCAAAGACAUUAGCAAUUCUAAUUGGACUCAUUGCUGGAAUUGCCUUGAUCAUAGUAUUUGUAUCAGCCUUGUCUAAAGCGUGUGAAAAAGAUAGCAAAGGUGGUUAAAUAAACAUGUUUUUGCUUACAUCCUCUCAAGAUUAAAAAAGGUGUUGAUAGAAAAGAUGUUUAUGCAAACAAAUGUAUGUAAAGAAGAUGAACAUUAAAGCCCAAAACUUCAAUCAUAUCUUAAGCUUGUUUCUGAGUCUAUAAUUAGUGAACACUUCUGUAUUACAAUUUAUAUAUAUAUAUAUAUAUAGUUGUUCAAUUUUGGUCAAAA